GUGCCUGAGCCCAUGUGCGGCACCACCUUGUCCUUGAAGAGGGGCGGGUUGUGAAACGUGGAGUUUCGGUACCCAUGGCGCACACAUUGUCCUCCAGCAUUUCCUCUUGAAUGCCGAAGGGAGCCUAGGAAUAAAGUAGUCAUCUUUGGAUGUCGUGUCCUCGGCCUUGGGCCUCUCGCUGCUUUCUGUCUGGCCACGGGAGACCCCCAUGAUGCGGUUUGUGGCCUCGGCUGCCACCGUCCUCACCCGCACCCACUCCUUGCCAUCCCCCCUCCCCAGUUCACACUGUUCUAAUGGCGGAGUCCCAAGGUCAAAAGAAAAACCAGCAGAAGCCCUUUUACAUUUUAUUUUAUUUUUUCAUUUACAUUUUAAAAGACUGAUAAAAAGAGACUGGGAAAGUGAAAGAUGGCAUGCAGUGGACAGUGUCCUGAAUCGGGAGUGUGGCAAUCCAGUCUGGUUCCUGAUAUGCCACUAGCAGUCUGUGUGACCUUGGGAAAAUGUCUACACCACUCUGAGUCUGAGGAGAUGAUUGCUGAAGUCUCCUUUAGUAGGGGUUUUGAUAGUUUUAAUAGGCUAUGCUAUCUAUUCUAGAUUUAGUGGGAAUAUCUACUAACUAAAGGUUGUGGUUCCAAAGAGGCAAAGGUGGUUGUUACUUCCCUAUCAGGUGAACCACCUGUUUUGGCUGACUGGGAACUUUCUCAGUUUUCGCCCUGGAAGCCUUGCAUCCCAGGAGGCCCCUCAGUCCUGAGCAAACCAGCACGCUUGGUGACCCUCAUUCUCUCUUCUGAGGUAGAUGGUUCUGGAUCCCCAGCGCUUGCCUCAGCUAAGGAAUCCCAUGAGCGUGGCUCUGAUUUUGUGCCAGGUGCAACAAAAGCAGGCUAUAUGACAAGCCCAACUAUGUGCCAGUGACCUGUGACAUCACAGUUCUUACUAAAUGCCUUGUCAAUUAACAGGAGACACCGAAGGGCUGUAGUCACAAAUAAAGGAGGAAAAAGGGAGGCACUUUUAGAAAAUGCAUUUGAGACCCGGCGUGACUGCCAGUCCUUGGCACAGCUGCACUCAACGCCGUCGGUGGUCUUUAGAGACCCCGGGGCACAGUCCAAGGAAAGGACAGAGUGUCCCGAACGUCCACUGAUGAACACUGCCCUUCCGAGCACCGAGGAGGGGUCAUGGAUCUGUGAGCACUUGACCAACCAUGUCCGAGGAUAUAUAAUCCUCUGAGUUUCCCUAGACGCGGGAGCAUUAAAUCCAGUAUCUUCUUACAUUGAAGCCAAGACUAUGAAUCACAGAAAAAAAUUAAGGACAAAAGCUGAAUUUGUGUCACUCUUUAAAACCAUCAGGAUGAUUCCUUGGAGGCACAUUUUGAUAGAUAUUUGCUCUAGAAUGAACUCAGGAAGUGCCACUGACAUGUACUUACUUGAGGGACCAAGGAACGAACCCUACAUCUCUUUAAGCCCCAGAAUAUCCUCUGUUUAGGACCAGGGCUACUGAGCAGUCCCCUAGUAUUGAAGAGGGGACAGACCUCUGUCCUCAGCAAUGGUGCGUUCAUUUCCCCACUGACUGCGUUCAGAGCCUUCAAAGGGCAACACGGUGAAGACAAAAUUCACAGACAACGUCCUAAGAAUUAAAGAGCGUGUGAGAAAAACCAGAUGGGACAAGAAGACUGGUUUUUGAUGAGUCACUAAUUCCUUCCCAGUUUGCAUCGGCGCAGUCAUGAACACGGUUCCGACUCUGGUCAUUUGAAGCUGUUUGGUUGUAUGCUCACAAGUUAGGCAGUGUAAUCGAUCUGAGGAAUGCCGCUGGCUUCCACGUAUUUUGAUUGGAUGCGAUCAUUUAUUUGGGGCCAGGGCCCGCCGUAGCGGUGGGUGGUCAGAAAGAGCUGAUCACAACACUUUCUCCCCCACCCCGUUUUCGGCUGUAUCUUGCUUUAGCUUUGUGUAUGUUUGAUGGUGUUCAAAAAAAAAAAAUCUGAAAUCAGAAUCAUUUCUAUCUUGAGCCUACCAAGGCACUCACACUCAGCAUUAAAUGUAAAUAGAACAAAAGUGCACCUGUUUAAAAAGUGCGAGCACAUCUCUUCUGGUUAAAAACCUGCUUUAAGACGCUUUAUUGUUUUAAUAGCCAUUUCAGCCGCGCUUCUGCUGUUAAGCAUUUUUUCCUACAUUUACUAGCUUCUUCUGUUUAUCAUGUAUUUUCCUCAGAGCCAAUUUUAUCCCCAAGAAAUAUCUCGGUGUCCCUGAUGGAGGCAUUUCAGAAUGCAGGCAGGGAAGGCCAGAGGUGAAGAAAAGCCGGGCGGGAGCGGGGGGUAGUUGCUGAGGGAAGGGGAGGGAAGCUGGAUGAGCUAGUGAGGACCGGGCUUUUCCUGGGCUCAGAUGCCUCUCCCCAGGGACAGAUCCCCUCUGCUCCCUCCUUUUUGUCCCUCUGGCCAUUUUCUUUUGCUCCCCCAGGAGAAUGUAUGUCAGGGUUUGUCAACCUCAGCACUACUGGUAUCUUGGCCUGGACCAUCCCUUGCCACGGGUUCCUGGCCUCUACCUAAGAGAGGUGGGUAAGCAAGGCCUCCGCCAACCCCCCACCACACACACACAUUUGUAACAACCAAAAACAUGUCUCCAGACAUUACCACAUGUUCCGGGGGGGGGGCGGUGGGGCCAAACUUGCCCCUGGUUGAGAACCACUGGUAGAUUCCAACUGGGACCUUCUUCUUGAUCCUCUUUGCUGACAUGCUUUCAGGUCAGAAUUCUAGAGUAGAUCGUCCUGGCUCCUGGACCAAUUUCAAGUAAAAAAGCCUUCUGGAACAAAGUGAAUAAGGCAAUGGCCAUCACCAAUCACUUAAAAAAAUGGAGCGGCAUUGUUUUGGUAGGACUUGAAAUUAAUACCGAUAUAAUCACAUUAUCCUUUGGAUGCAGGGCUACACACGCUGACCCCUACGCCUGGCAGGAGUUGGGUGAGAUUUGAGUAAGUCACUAAGUUAACUUGUUUUCUCAAUUUCCUCUAGGAAUGGUUCCAGCCUCAGAAUGGGUCAUGAGGUAUGGUUUUUUUCGGUUUUGUUUGAAUCAAGAAACUGAUGAAAACAGAGCAACCUUCAAAGACGUGACUGAAUUCUAGUCUGACUUCAAGUGACCUCUGGAGAGCAGAGUUUUCGGUGCACUGUACAGGAGGUAAGAAAAGUAAGUGAGACUCAAAGGGAUGAAGUGACUGGCUCAGUAAGGCCACACACUGCCUUAGAAGAAACAGGACCUCUUGCUGCUUCAACCGGGAGAUGUUUGCUGGAACCCAGACCCUGACCGCCAGCAUCUGUGAGAGGGAACAGCAGAAAUCCGGCAAAUGGUGGGGUGAAUCCCUAGCCCUCUCGCAUGCUCACCCAAAUCAAGCAAUGCGCAUAGAGAAACACGGAAGACAUCCUCCUUCCCCGUGCUGGGAACACAGCAUUCAGGGGACCGGAGCAAUUUGUGUCGACAAGGUGGACUCAAGACCUUUGAACGUUCUACUGAUAUUUGGACUCUGCCUGCGAAAGGACCCGAUCAUCAGUGAAGAAGGAACAGCUCUCGCGAAGACCCCACUUCGAGAAGCAAAGCUUCAUAGGACCCCAGGCUGCAAGUGCGGCUGAUCAUUUUUUUACUGAUUUGAUGCUCUUGGGUCCAUCUCAGGCUGAUCUUGACAUCUUUCCUGCUCUGCUCUCUUCAACCGGACUUCCAUAUUUCUCUGUGGAAGAAGACUAAAAAUGGUGUUUCCAAUGUGGACAUUGAAGAGACAGUUCCUUGUCCUUUUAAACAUAAUCCUAAUUUCCAAACUCCUUGGAGCCAGAUGGUUUCCUAAAACUCUGCCCUGUGACGUCAGUCUGGACGCUCCGAAGGCCCAUGUGAUUGUGGACUGCACGGACAAGCAUUUGACGGAAAUCCCUGGAGGUAUUCCCACCAACGUCACCAACCUCACUCUCACCAUUAACCACAUACCCAGCAUCUCUCCAGCCUCCUUCCACCAGCUGGACUAUCUCGUAGAGAUCGAUUUCAGAUGCAACUGUAUACCUGUUCGACUGGGGCCCAAAGACCAUCUGUGCCCCAGGAGGCCGCAGAUAAAACCCAGAAGCUUUAGUAGACUCACGUAUUUGAAAUCCCUUUAUCUGGAUGGAAACCAGCUUCUAGAAAUACCUGAGGGUCUUCCUCCCAACCUGCAGCUGCUGAGCCUUGAGGCCAACAGUAUCUUUUCUAUCAUGAAAAAUAACCUAACAGAACUGACCAACAUAGAAAAGCUCUACUUGGGCCAAAACUGUUAUUUUCGCAACCCUUGUAACGUUUCGUUUUUCAUCGAAAAAGAUGCUUUUCUAAGUCUGAAAAAUCUAAAACUGCUCUCCCUAAAAGAUAACAAUAUCACCUAUGUCCCUACUACUUUGCCGUCUACUCUAACAGAACUCUAUCUUUAUAACAAUGCCAUUGCAAAAAUACAAGAAGAGGAUUUUAAUAACCUCUAUCAACUGCAACUUCUUGACCUAAGCGGAAAUUGCCCCCGUUGUUACAAUGUCCCAUUUCCUUGUACACCCUGCGAAAAUAAUUCUCCCCUACAGAUCCACCCAUCGGCUUUCGACGCACUGACAGAAUUACAAGUGUUACGUCUGCACAGUAACUCUCUUCAGCAUGUGCCCCAGAGAUGGUUUAAAAACAUUAAAAAACUGAAGGAGCUGGAUCUUUCGCAAAAUUUCUUGGCCAAAGAAAUUGGGGAUGCCAAAUUUUUGUAUCUUCUUCACGACCUUGUCCAGCUGGAUCUGUCUUUCAAUUAUGAACUUCAGGUCUAUCGUGCAGCUCUGAAUCUGUCAGAUGCAUUUUCUUCACUGAAAAACCUGAAAGUGUUGCGGAUCAAAGGAUACGUUUUUAAGGAGUUGAGCAGCUAUAAUCUUUCCCCAUUACGGAGUCUUUCCAAUCUUGAAGUUCUUGAUCUCGGCACUAACUUCAUAAAAAUUGCGGACCUCAGCAUAUUUGAACAAUUCAAAACAUUGAAAGUCAUAGAUCUUUCAAUGAACAAAAUAUCACCUUCAGGAGAUUCAAGUGAAGUUGGCUUCUGCUCUAGCACCAGAACUUCUGUAGAAGGUCAUGCACCCCAGGUCCUUGAAACAUUACAUUAUUUCAAAUAUGACGAGUACGCAAGGAGUUGCCGGUUCAAAAACAAAGACACUCCUUCUUUCUUGCCUUUUAAUAAAGAUUGUUACACGUAUGGGCAGACCUUGGACCUAAGUAGAAACAAUAUAUUUUUUAUCAAGUCCUCUGAUUUUCAGCAUCUUUCUUUCCUAAAAUGCCUAAAUUUGUCAGGAAAUACCAUUGGCCAAACUCUCAAUGGCAGUGAAUUUCAGCCUUUAGUGGAGUUGAAAUAUUUGGACUUCUCCAACAACCGGCUUGAUUUACUCUACUCAACAGCAUUUGAGGAGCUGCACAACCUGGAAGUUCUAGAUAUAAGCAGUAACAGCCAUUACUUUCAAUCAGAAGGAAUUACUCACAUGUUAAACUUUACCAAGAACCUGAAAGUUCUGAAGAAGCUGAUGAUGAACUACAAUGACAUCGCUACCUCCACCAGCAGGACCAUGGAGAGUGAGUCUCUUCGGAUUCUGGAAUUCAGAGGAAAUCAUUUGGAUGUUUUAUGGAGAGAUGGUGAUAACAGAUACUUAAAAUUCUUCAAGAAUCUGCGGAAUCUAGAGGAAUUAGACAUCUCUGAAAAUUCUCUGACUUUCUUGCCCUCUGGAGUUUUUGACGGCAUGCCUCCGAAUCUAAAGAUUCUCUCCUUGGUCAAAAAUGGGCUCAAUUCCUUCACUUGGGAAAGACUCCAGUAUCUGAAGAAUCUAGAAACUUUGGACCUCAGCUACAAUGAGCUGAAAACUGUCCCUGAGAGAUUAUACAACUGUUCCAGAAGCCUCAAGAAACUGAUUCUUAAGUAUAAUCAAAUCAGGCAUCUGACAAAGUAUUUUCUACAAGACGCUUUCCAGUUGCGGUAUCUGGACCUCAGCUCAAAUAAAAUCCAGAUUAUCCAAAAGACUAGUUUUCCAGAAAAUGUCCUCAACAAUCUGGAGAUGUUACUUUUGCAUCACAAUCGGUUUCUGUGCACCUGUGAUGCUGUGUGGUUUGUCUGGUGGGUUAACCAUACGGAGGUGACCAUUCCUUACUUGGCCACGGAUGUGACUUGUGUGGGGCCAGGAGCACACAAGGGCCAGAGUGUAGUCUCUCUGGAUCUGUAUACCUGUGAGUUAGAUCUGACUAACCUGAUUCUGUUCUCACUUUCCCUAUCGGUGGCUCUUUCUCUGAUGGUGAUUACAACAGCAAACCACCUGUACUUCUGGGAUGUGUGGUAUAGCUACCAUUUCUGUAAGGCCAAAAUAAAGGGGUAUCGGCGUCUGACAUCCCUGGAUUCUUGCUAUGAUGCUUUUGUUGUAUAUGACACUAAAGAUCCCGCGGUGACAGAAUGGGUUUUGGAUGAGCUGGUGGCCAAGUUGGAAGACCCAAGAGAGAAACAUUUUAAUUUAUGUCUGGAGGAAAGGGAUUGGUUACCAGGGCAGCCGGUUCUGGAAAACCUUUCCCAGAGCAUACAGCUUAGCAGAAAGACGGUGUUUGUGAUGACAGACAAGUACGCGAAGACUGAGAACUUUAAGAUAGCAUUUUACUUGUCCCAUCAGAGGCUCAUGGAUGAAAAAGUGGACGUCAUCAUCUUGAUAUUCCUUGAGAAGCCCCUUCAGAAAUCCAAGUUUCUCCAGGUCCGGAAGAGGCUCUGUAAGAGUUCUGUCCUUGAAUGGCCGACAAACCCACAGGCUCACCCAUACUUCUGGCAGUGUCUGAAAAAUGCCCUGGCCACAGACAAUCACGUGACCUAUAGUCAGUUGUUCAAAGAGACGGUCUAGGCCUUCUUUGCAAAACAAGACUGCCUAACUUACCAAGGAGAAGCUUGGCUGCCUAGAUUUGCUGAUAUAUGUCUCACUAAAAGGGUGUUUUUCAACUCUCUAAGACCGGGAUGGUCCAAAUCAGAGAGGAGAGUCACAGUGACAAAGGAGUUGGAAUGAUGGAAUUUAUAUAAUGCAUUGAGUCAUCUUUCUUAACUCUCUGGGACUCCAUUUGCACUCGAGCCUCUCCUUUCUGUUCCUGGAUCGAUACUAUUGGGAGGACGGCGGCAAGGAGAGGACGCGAGGCUCUCAUUCUCCUGUAAUUCUCUUGUGAUUAUUAAAUAUACACACAAUCUCGAAAUACUGACAAGAAUUGCACUUCUGCCCAUAACAAGUACUGGUAUGUCUAGCAACAGGGUAAGAGAUGCUCAGGGUCCGCGUAUAUGACAUUACAAUGUACCAGACUUCAUGAAAUGAAAACACAAGUCAACUCCCCAACUGAUGGCUUCCGUGUCACCCAGCGCCCCCUUCUGUGCAGAUCGAACAUUGACUCCCGACGGGUGGUUGCCUAGGUGCCACUCUCUCUUUGCCCUUGGGCCUGUUGCUGGGUUCCGUGUGGAAAUAGUGAAAAACAUCUUUACCACUGAUGGACUAUGUGGACUAUGUCCAUUUACACAUGGAAAAAAUUGAAGUGAUCGGCCUUUAUACAAAGUGAGGCUCUUUCCCGUUGAUAAUUUACCUGCUUAGAUAUUGUCAUGGACUGAAUGUUCCCUCCCAAAUUCAGAUGCUGAUAUCCUAACCCCCGAGUGGGACGGUAUCAGGAGGUGGGGCCUUUGGGAGGUGAUCAGGUCAUGAGGGUGGAGCCCUCAGGAACGGGAUCAGUGCCUUAUGAGAAAACCACGGAGACCUAGUUUGCCGUGUUCCUGCCGAGCCAGAGGAUACAAAGAGAAGUCACUAGCCUGCAGCUCAGAAAGGGCCCUCCCCAGAACCAGACAGCGCUGGCACUCUGAGCCAGGAUUUCUGUCCUUCAGAACUGGGAGAAAUAAGUGUGUGUUAAGUCAUCCGGUUGAUGAUGUUUCCUUACGCAGCAGCCUGAGCCAACUCAAACAAGUAUUUUUAUCUGCGUUGCAAAGUUCUGUGUCCAAAGUAACAUUGUGUCAUGCAAUUGGUCUUUCAGACUGCUUUGCUAACUAGUAUCGUAUAUCUGUAAUUAUCUGCCGACUUGAUCCGUCGAUAUUAGAUGGUUAUGAUAGCAGACUCUGGAGGAGGAGCCCAAGAACAUUCAUUUAUUUACAGCUAUCGGGCAGGGACGACAGUUCUAUGGAUUUGUUUAAAUUGCAGGGAGGCAGAAGGGAGAGGAGAAACUGAGGUUUACAGGCCUCAACGCUCAGAAGGCUUCAGUCUUGAAUGCCAACUUUCCUACUCAAAGGCAGCAACAGAAAGGACCAAGGCAUACCGAAGACACCCAUACUUUCAAUUGGGUCUAAAGUCACAUGAGUUCAACGUUUGAAACCCGAACGCUUGGCUUUAUUUCAUGAGAGUGAUUAUCUACAGAGGAGCAUUCGUUGGGAGAUACUAUGUCCGUGUGAAAUGCUGAAGGUUUUCCUUUGAGUAUAGUUGUAAAUAAAUACACAGUAUAUGCAUUCUUUCCAAAGGAUUUGUAAUCGGUAAGGGUUAUGCAUUCCCAAACCGGUCUCUGGAAUGAAUAAAGACAUAAGCGGCUAGAGCCAACUAUUUGA
This is a messenger RNA of Ailuropoda melanoleuca (giant panda), 8589 nucleotides long. RefSeq names its product toll like receptor 7 (gene TLR7). Gene Ontology annotation, molecular function: protein binding; pattern recognition receptor activity. NCBI's taxonomy places the organism in Eukaryota, Metazoa, Chordata, Mammalia, Carnivora, Ursidae. The transcript is spliced from 6 exons. The record is from RefSeq and is a predicted model, not a curated record. Gene Ontology annotation, biological process: toll-like receptor signaling pathway; canonical NF-kappaB signal transduction; positive regulation of interleukin-6 production. Gene Ontology annotation, cellular component: plasma membrane. The coding region runs from base 3719 to 6871 and encodes 1050 amino acids.